CCAGACACGACGGUGGAUAGAAAGAUGGCAGCUGCGUCUCCCAGCUCCCGGCUUCAGCGACUGAGAAGCUCUUCCCUAAGCCACGAGAGCUUGUGGGGCUCUCCAGAGGCCUGGCCUCUCAGGGAUGAGGCGAGAGCUCGAGUGCUGGUGCUCAACACCGGGGGCACCAUUGGCAUGGGGGGCACCGAGAGUGACGGAGGGCUUGCUCCUCAGAUGAAUAAGUUGGUGGCUGCCUUGAAAAAAAUGCCUAUGUUACAUGAUGAGGAAUAUGCAAGGGCAGCACAACUCUGUGAAUCCUCUGAGUUUGCAGACAACACCUUGGUGCUUCCGCUCUCUAAAAGAAAGAAAAGAAUAAUCUAUACUAUUCUUGAGUAUUCACCUCUGCUUGAUUCUUGUAACAUGACAACAGACGACUGGGCUAAGAUUGCCAAAGAUCUUGAGACCUACUAUGAAAAGUAUGAUGGCUUUGUGAUCCUUCACGGGACGGACACCAUGGCCUACACAGCAGCUGCUCUAUCCUUCAUGUGCGAGAAUGUUGGAAAAACCAUUGUUCUGACGGGAUCCCAGGUACCUAUUUAUGAACUGAGGAAUGAUGGACGUUCAAACCUCCUGGGAGCACUUCUGAUUGCUGGACAAUUUGUCAUUCCUGAGGUAUGCUUGUAUUUUCAUCACAAACUGUACAGGGGAAACCGGGUGACCAAAGUGGAUACUGGAAGUUUUGAUGCAUUCUCUUCACCUAACCUGCCUCCCCUUGCGAAUGCUGAGGUGGAUAUGAAAAUUGACUGGGGAAUAGUAUGGCGAGCCAACACCACAAAGAAGUUUGAGGUCCAGACUGAAAUGAACAGGAAUGUGGGAUUGCUGAGGAUUUUUCCAGGAAUUACUGCCUCCACUGUGAAAGCAUUUCUUCAGCCUCCAAUGGAAGGGAUAGUGCUGGAAACCUACGGAUGUGGCAAUGCCCCAAACAACCGUCCUGAUUUGCUGGAAGAGUUGAGGCAAGCCACGAAAAGGAAUGUGGUGAUCCUAAACUGCACACAAUGUCUGCGAGGCUCCGUGGCAUCCACCUAUGCAACUGGACAGGACCUCAUUCAUGUUGGAGUGGUUUCAGGAGGGGAUAUGACCCCUGAAGCAUCCUUGGCAAAGCUCUCAUAUGUGCUUGGCAAAAGACAUCUUUCCUGGAAGGAGAAGAAGGAGAUGUUGGGUGACAACCUCAGAGGGGAAAUGUCUUCUGCGUUCAUGGGAACCCACUGCUCCUUGGGGAACAGCAAGUUUCUUAACGUGAUGGCCAAAUUUAUAAGUCUUAACUGCAAAGAGGAGUUUGGUGCUUUAAUUCCAUCUCUGACUUGUGCUGCUGCUAAAAUUGGUGACUUGGAUGCACUGAAAGCCAUUGAAGAAAUGGGUGGAAACUUGAGCUGUGAAGAUUAUGAUGGCCGAACUCCCCUUCAUGUUGCAUCAAGUGAAGGGCAUGUUCAUUUGGCUGAGUACUUACUGAAAAGAGGAGCGAGUGUCUACACUAAAGACAGAUAUGGUGCCACCCCACUGAUGAAUGCCAUCGAAUUCAGGAACAAGGAUGUAAUACAGCUUCUUCGGAAAACAGGGGCACACCUUUCCAGUGAAGAGCUGAAGCAUGUUGGAACCAAACUUUGCCUUCUCACUGCUAAUGGAGAUGUGGAUGGACUGAUGGCUUGGCAUCUUGCAGGCGUAGACAUGCAACACACCGACUAUGGUGGCAGAACACCUCUCCAAGUAGCAAAGGCUGCGAAGGACAACCAAAUGCUGGAUUUCCUGAACCAGUUGAAAGCAAGAGGAGGUGUCUCAAGAUGAACAUUUUGCACUAAUUUCUAUUGGAAAGAUGUUUGAAUUGGUCAUGACGGUAUUCAUUGAAUGUCUAAACUUGAUGAAAAUGGUAGGGACUGUACUUAGAUUUCUUAGUUCUUGUGUAUGGGGAAUGCAACCGGGCACUUGUGUAAGCCUGAAAUAUUUAGAGCUGGAAUGUAAAACAUCUUCUUUAAAAACAUGUUCAUGUUUUUACCUCCCA
Molecule: messenger RNA, 2035 nt
Organism: Varanus komodoensis (Komodo dragon)
Lineage: Eukaryota; Metazoa; Chordata; Lepidosauria; Squamata; Varanidae
Product: 60 kDa lysophospholipase-like
Exons: 16
Coding region: 25-1821 (598 amino acids)
Biological process (GO): amino acid metabolic process
Molecular function (GO): asparaginase activity; protein binding
Source: RefSeq, a predicted model, not a curated record